AUGGGCGCUGACAUGGACUCGGAUCGAGAUCGUAGUCGAGAACGCAAUCUCGGACCUGAUCUCGAUCUCGAACAGGCCCGCCGUGCAACAGAGCAAGAGCAUGCCCUAUCCUUAACCGACGCACUGCGAGCAUACCGAAAAUCCGUAGCCUGGUCGAUGUUAUUCUCCCUGGCAAUAAUAAUGGAAGGAUACGACACAACGCUCCUACCAUCAUUCUUCGCCUUCCCGGCCUUCGUGCGCAAUUACGGCUCCCCGAUAUACACCACCACAGCAGCUGGCAGCGGAGCCGUUGAACUCACCCGCCACGAACUCACCGCAGCCUGGAAAUCGGGUCUCAGCAAUGGCGCGUACGUUGGGGGAAACUUCGGCCUGAUUAUCACGGGCCUUCUCUCCGAGCGCCUGGGCUACCGACGCACAAUGGCUGGUGCAACGCUCUCCCUUGCGGGGUUCAUCUUCGUGCUGUUCUUCGCCGAGAACCUCCCUACGCUCCUUGUUGGGGAGAUCCUCUGUGGCAUCCCCUGGGGUGUUUUUCAGACUGUGACGGCGGCGUAUGCGGCGGAGGUGUGUCCCGUUGCUCUGCGCGGGUGUCUCACGACGUAUGUGAAUUUGUGUUGGGUCAUUGGACAGUUUAUUGCGACGGGUGUGCUCCGAGUGGGUGUGGUUGCCAUUCAUCUUGGUUUCAGUGUUGCUUGGGCCCGAGUCGCCGUGUUGGUUGGUGAGGAAGGAAGAGUGGCUGAGGCGAGAGAAGUUCUCACCCGUCUACACCACACCUCCUCAAAAACCCCGGCCGCCGCGAAGAAGGCCGAAACCGGGCUCGACAACACUCUCGCCCUCAUGGUAUACACCUCGGAGAUGGAGAAACGGCUCUCAGUCACCCAAUCAUCCUACACCUUUCUCGACUGCUUCCGCUCGACGGAUUUGCGCCGCACGGAAAUCACCUGCAUAACAUGGGCAAUUCAAGCCCUCUGUGGAUCCUCGUUCAUGGGCUCCAGCACGUACUUCUACCAGCAAGCGGGGCUAGACGUCUCUCAGUCGUUCAACAUGUCCCUAGGGCAAUACGGGUUCGGGGUCGUGGGCACCGUCUUCUCGUGGGUGCUCAUGACCCGGUUCGGGCGCCGCUCGCUGUACGUUUCUGGUCUUGCUACACUGGUAACAAUCCUCUUUGCUGUGGGCUUUACGUCUCUUUCAGAUACCACGGCCGCGAGUUGGGCGAUUGGUAGUCUCUUGCUUGUGUUUACGUUCACGUAUGACUGCACGAUUGGUCCGGUGUGCUACUCGAUUGUGGCUGAGAUUCCGUCGACGCAGAUGCGCGCAAAGACGAUUGUCCUGGCGCGGAAUGUGUAUAACAUGUUUAUGAUUAUGAAUGGGGUGAUCGUGCCGCGGAUGCUGAAUCCGACGGCGUGGGAUUGGAAGGGGAGGACUGGCUUCUUUUGGGCGGGGAUAACAGUUGCGUUGUUUCUAUGGACGUACUUCAGAUUGCCCGAGACUAAGAACAGGACAUUUGCAGAGAUGGAUAUGCUAUUCGGGCGAAAGAUCAGUGCGAGGCGCUUCAGGGAUACGCAGGUGAGUAUUGGUGAUGAGCAAGCUAGGGUUACGGACUAG
Molecule: messenger RNA, 1602 nt
Organism: Aspergillus calidoustus
Lineage: Eukaryota; Fungi; Ascomycota; Eurotiomycetes; Eurotiales; Aspergillaceae
Source: the annotation of a GenBank genome assembly